Humulus lupulus (European hop) is the source of this 330-nucleotide messenger RNA. RefSeq lists its product as uncharacterized. Gene Ontology annotation, molecular function: zinc ion binding; nucleic acid binding. Lineage: Eukaryota; Viridiplantae; Streptophyta; Magnoliopsida; Rosales; Cannabaceae. Bases 1 to 330 code for a protein of 109 amino acids. The record is from RefSeq and is a predicted model, not a curated record. The transcript is spliced from 2 exons.
AUGCAUGAAGUAGAAAUACAUGGGGCUAUCAUUGAUGAGCGUACUCAAGAAUAUGAUUCUCUUAACAAAAUUAUAACUAAAGAUGCAGAGGCAAAUGUCACUAAAGAGAAACCUUCGUCCUCUAAGGAUAAAACCAAGAAGAGGAAGAAGAACAAUUACAAGGACAAGAAGUCCAAGAAAGGAAAGAGAGCACCAAAAGCCAAGGAGAACAAGAAUGACAAUAAAUCCAAAAGGAAGGAACCAAAGGGAAAGUGUUUCCACUGCGGAGUUGAAGGUCACUGGAAGAGAAACUGUAAAAAGUAUAUUUGUGAGCUGAAAAAGGAAAGGUAA